CCAUUUUGGCUCAGGCCAUUUUGGCGCAAGCGCCGCCGCUCGAGUGCCGGGAGCAGUCCUCGUGACGGGUUUCGGCCGCGCGAGCCAGUCGCGAUCGCCGCGAUGGCGCUUCUGGCCGAGGAAGUAGACGUCGAGGACCCCGGGACCCUCGUGGACGAGUGGGCCGCAGCGCUCUUGGGCAACGGCUGCCUGGAAGCCCCGCGGAAGGCCACCGGGGACUUCGGCGUUCCGCCCGAGGCCGAGGGCCCGGCCUCCGCGCGGCGCCUCUCGCGCCGCACGGUGACCUGCGUCGUGUCAGGCGGCGCGGCUGUGGUACUUUGUGGACUGGCGCUGGUCGCCAUUGCCGUCUUCUGGACCGAAGGCCAAUCGCUGGCGAGGGCCAAGAGUGAGAGCAGCCUCCUGGAGCUGGAGCAACGCAUCAGAGCUACUUCGAAGGGAAGGCUGCCCAAGAUACGGGACAUCAGAGAGCACCCGUACAAGGCGGACAAGUUGCGGAAGGAGAUACAGGGGAAGUGGUGCGAGGCCGUGCAGCUGGAUCCCCAUUAUGGUGUCAUCGACUUCUCGGACAUCUGCCCCGAGGACGAGAUGGAUAUCUCGACCGACAACAUUUCCCUUCAGGCAAAUGAGACGAUUCCCACGGUGAGCAACGAGCUGAACCAGAAGCAACUUGGUGCAGUGCGGAAUUAUUUGCUGUAUCAUUCUUUCCCGAGCGACAACCUGAGGAAUUGGGGAGCCCUGAGGGCCUUGGAGGACCUGGCUAAGUUCCGCGCGCAGGACAUCCUCGCGUUCCGCGAGACCUGGUCAGACGCAGACACCGAGCUGCUCCGCAAGCUUGACCCGAUGGCUUGGGCGUGGACCUCGGGCAACCUCACCACCGAGGGGUUCCGGCAGAGGCUGCCGAGCGUGAAGGACUUCCGCGCCGUGGUGAAGGACGGCCUGUCGAUCGUCGGCGGCGCAGACAGUCUCUCCGGGGCGGGCCUGGGCCCGGAGAUCGACGCGCACCAGACGGUCGCUCGCUUCAACGAGAUCGUCGGCAACAAGUUGGUCCCCGAGGAGACCGGCCUAAAAACCACGAUCCACAUCGCCAACUCCAAGGUGGCACCCGUUGGCGACCCCAACGUAGCCGAAUUCGACAUGGAGACCGACACGGUGUGGCGCACGUAUUGUGGACGCAUGCACACAUUCGGUGAGUUCGCCGACGUCACCGAUAAGCCGUUCAUGAUCAGGCCCAGCGCCCACUGCACGCUCAGCAAGCACGGCGCGAAGAAGUGGACGAGGGGCUUCUUGUUCUAUUGGUUCAUCGGGCGGCUUUUCAAGAGCGUCGACAUGUACGGCUUCAGCGGCACCGGCCACUAUCACAACACCAAUCCGAUCUACGAGCAGUACCUGGAAUUCGAGCACCUCUUCUAUCGGCUGAACGGCCUCGUUAUGGACGCGGAUGUCGAUGCAUAA
Messenger RNA from Prorocentrum cordatum, 1452 nucleotides. The record is from the annotation of a GenBank genome assembly. Lineage: Eukaryota; Dinophyceae; Prorocentrales; Prorocentraceae.